Molecule: messenger RNA, 1017 nt
Organism: Eremomyces bilateralis CBS 781.70
Lineage: Eukaryota; Fungi; Ascomycota; Dothideomycetes; Eremomycetales; Eremomycetaceae
Product: chitin synthase export chaperone
Exons: 3
Coding region: 1-1017 (338 amino acids)
Biological process (GO): protein folding
Cellular component (GO): endoplasmic reticulum membrane
Source: RefSeq, a predicted model, not a curated record
AUGGGUUUCGGCGACUUCACGACACUAUGCGAGAAGACGGGACUCCCGCUGUGCACGUUGAUCGGACCGCCGUCGAAGAUCUCCACCUCGGCCGGGAUCCAAGCCACCUGCUACUCGCGAUCCAUCGAACUGGCCAACACAGUGAUAUUCCAGGGCGCCAAUGACUUCAUGCAUAUCCUGGCGUUGAUCAUGACCUCGAUCAUGAUCAUUCAUGUGCGGUCGAAGUUUACCGCAGUCGGACGAAAGGAAAUCACCACAUUCUUUUACUUCUACAUGCUCCUCACGGUCGCCUCCCUCGUCCUUGACUCCGGUGUCGUCCCUCCUGGGUCCGAAGCGUACGCAUACUUCUCCGCGGUUCAGAAUGGACUGACUUCCGCGCUUUGCACAUGCCUCCUCAUCAACGGCUUCGUCGGAUUCCAACUCUACGAAGACGGCACCACGCUAUCCGUAUGGACCCUCCGAGCGGUCUCCAUGAUCUUCUUCGCCUUGUCUUUCUUCAUUUCGCUCGCCACGUUCAAGGAAUGGUCGGGCAUGGGUCCCGAGAAAACCAUCGGGCUGUUUAUCGUGCUCUACCUGGUUAACGGCAUCUUCCUCGUGAUCUACGCAUUGAUGCAGGUGCUCCUGGUCGUCAACACCCUGCAAGAUCGCUGGCCUCUCGGCGAUAUCGCCUUUGGAAUCUUCUUUUUCGUCAUCGGGCAGGUCAUCCUAUAUGUCUUCAGCGACAAAAUCUGCGACAACGUUCAACAUUACCUUGACGGACUGUUCUUCGCGACAAUCUGCAAUCUAUUGGCAGUCAUGAUGGUCUACAAAUACUGGGAUUCUAUCACGAAGGAGGAUCUAGAAUUUUCCGUCGGAACAAAAAUGAACAACUGGGAGGUGAAAGAGCUCCUCCCCGAAGACGAGCGACGAACCACCAUCUAUCAAGAUGGCAACAACUCGGAAUACUCCACCAGCCUAUACCAACAGCCCGUCCAGCGUCGGAGCUCCGGCUAUGGAGGAGGAGGGUUUGCUUAUUAA